This is a messenger RNA of Rubroshorea leprosula, 1366 nucleotides long. The record is from the annotation of a GenBank genome assembly. NCBI's taxonomy places the organism in Eukaryota, Viridiplantae, Streptophyta, Magnoliopsida, Malvales, Dipterocarpaceae.
GAUGGUAAAGCUAAAGAGAGACACAAUAAAAUGGCAAAAGCAGAGAAAAGCUCUCAAAACCUCCCUCCUUUCCUUUUAAAAACACACAAACACAUAAACACACCCCAAAACCCAAAACCAUAUCAUAAAAUAAAUAAAUGAAUCCAAAAUUAUACAUCUGAAGCUCUGAAUAGAGAGAACUUAGGAAAACAAAGAGAGAAAGGGAAAACAGAGAAAAUUAGCAGUGCUUACCAUGCAAGGCAGAGAAGGAAAAACAGCUACUUUAGUAGAUCUCUUAGUAUGUUUCCCAUCUCGGGGCCACCUCACCCUAAUGCCAAAGCCAAUUUGCAGCCCCGCCAGGCCGUCAGAGCCCACCAAACGCCACCACAACCACCUCCAACACCACCGGCGCGUCUUGAAAAAAUCAAGCACCAGACGUGGCGGCAGCUUAGCAAGUCCUCUCUCAUGGAACAAGAACAAGCAAAUGGGUUCUGAAAUCGACGAACCAACUUCCCCGAAAGUCACCUGCGCAGGCCAGAUCAAAGUCAGACCCAAAACCAGCUCGUGCAAGAACUGGCAAUCCGUCAUGGAGGAAAUUGAGAGAAUUCAAAAUAGCAGGAAGAACAAGAAGCGGCCCAGCUGGGUCGAGUCUCUUGGGUUCAAAAAGGAAAUCAUGCAGUUCUUGACAUGCUUGCGAAGCAUCCGACUGGACUUCCGUUGCUUUGGGGCAUUUCCUCAAACCGAUAUCAGCACUGACGACGAGGAUGAAGAAGAAGACGAAGACAACGAACAAAAUCAGCGCAACCUCAAUGCCCACGUGGGGAAAGAAGGCAAUGAAGAAUCCAGAACCAUCUUCUCCAAAUGGUUCAUGGUGCUUCAAGAAAAUCAAAACAAUGGGUUCUGCAAUGAACAGAGAACAGAGAAAGAAAAUACCCAAUACAGCACUGACGAUCAAUCGGUUCCCCCUCCAAAUCCUCUCCUGCUAAUGCGAUGCAGGUCUGCUCCUGCAAAGGGCUGGGUAGAAGAGAAAGAAGAAGAAGCCAAUGAAAAUGAAGCGGAAGAAGAAGGAGAAACAGAGGAAUUGGGUAACAAAAAAGGUAAGGACUUGAGGACAUUAAUGGAUGAAGAGAAAAGGAAUAAGAACAAAGAUCAAAGCUUGGUGGUAAUGAAAUACGAUACUGAUUUCAACAAAAUUUCAUCGGACAUGGCAAAAGAGACAUGGCUCGCUGGUAGAACGCAAGAUCCAUUAUCAAGGAGUCGAAGUUGGAAAAGAUGAUAGAAUUCAUCCCGGUAUUUUUACCCUUUUUCUCUUAACAAUCUUUUGAAGUAAUUUUAACUUUUUUUUUUCUUAAAUAAUUUUACAGAAAAAUAAUGUGUAGUUGCUUCG